UAUGUCAGCUCUUCAACUUGGAAAGUCUUUAAAGUUAUGGUUUUCGCAAGAUGAUAUAUUUAUAAUAAUAUAAUAUAGUAAUAAGUUUAUAAAUAUUCUGACUAAAGUUUUUGAAUGUUGUUAGUGUUUAUAGAGGGUUAAUAAUUCAUCUUGUGACAAGUAAAUGUGACACUGUGACUCGACCGAUUGACGUCGGUCAUACGUUCCAGUUCCAAUGAAAUUAAGAAUGAUAUUCAAGUUUGGAGUUACGGUGAUAGUUGUUGUGGCAGUUAUUAUUUACUUUUUGAUAGAAACUAAAAAUGAAAGUAGAAAACCACACAAUAACAUUGAUUUAGAUAAACUGGCCAAAGAUGAAUAUAGAGGAGAUGUCAUUAAUAACAAACCUCAUGAAGUUGUUCAAAAUGACCAUAUUCAUGAUACUGUUCAAAAUUUAAAUAAAAAACAUGCAGAAACUGUAGAUAAAAAGUUGGAAAUCCUUUCAAAAAAUGAAAAUAACAAAGAUGCAAACUAUAUAGUCCCCAAAGAAAAAGAAGUUAAAAUAAAUGACAACAUCAUACAAGAAGGUAGUAAUUAUAAGCCUAAAAAAACUAAUGAGUUUAGAAUCAAACCAGUCUUUUCAUCAACAGAUCAAAUGAAAGCAGGAGGUAUACAUCUUUCUGUCGUAGCUUGUGGAGAUCGCUUUGAAGAAACUGUGAUUGUUCUAAAAUCUGCAGUGUUAUUAACGUCAUCGCAUUUACAAUUCCAUAUUUUUUGUGAAAAAGAUAUCCAGUUUAAAUUUAAAGAUCAGUUAGAAUUUUGGCCUGAAAAGUACAGAUCAAAGAUUGAUUAUUAUAUUUAUGAUAUAACAUUUCCACCAGGAGAAAAUACAGAGGAGUGGAAAACAUUGUUUAAACCAUGUGCUUCCCAGAGAAUGUUUAUUCCAGAUUUGUUGACAGAAGUAGAUUCUCUCCUUUAUGUUGACACUGAUGUUCUGUUUCUGUCUCCAAUUGAAGAAAUUUAUAGUUUCUUUUCUAAAUUUAAUGCAACACAGUUAGCUGCCCUUGCUCCUGAACAUGAAGAUAGAGCCACAGGAUGGUACAAUCGCUUUGCCAGACAUCCUUAUUAUGGCUUGUUAGGGGUCAACUCUGGGGUCAUGUUAAUGAAUUUAACCCGGAUCAGACAAAGUAAUUGGUUGCAUGAUCUAAUAGAAUAUUAUAAACAAUAUAAAAUGCAAAUCACUUGGGGUGACCAAGAUCUCAUUAAUAUAUACUUUCAUUAUCAUCCACAAGAAUUAUUUAUUUAUCCAUGUGAAUGGAACUAUAGACCCGAUCAUUGUAUGUAUAUGAGUGUAUGUAAAGGGAUUGAUAUACAUGGGGUUUAUCUCUUACACGGAAGUCGACGUGUGAUGCACAACGAAAAACAACCAGCUUUCAAAGCUGUUUACAAAGCAUUUCUAGAUCAUAAAUUUUCUUCCACUAUUGAAUAUGGAUUACUUGUUCAUUUAAAGAGACUUUUAAAAGACACUAUGGCGACAAAUUGUGGUAAACUAUCAUCUAUAUUUACGAAGCAACUUGAAAAAUAUUGUGAAAAUAUAGAAAGGAAACUGAACAACUGAUCAAAUUGUUGUUAAAUAUUAAUGUUAUAUGAGGGAAUGGUUUUGAAGGAUUUUUAAUUUUAAAAGGAUGUGGGUUCUUUCCUCAUUGGAUGCCAAGGUUAGGAUAAUUUUGUUUUUAGUUGAAAGUAUGACCCAAAAACUAAACUUAAAUUAGUGAAAUGUUCUGGUAGAUAACCAUAGCUGAUAUUUCCAUGUGUACAGAUUAAUAUUGUUAAUUAAUGUUAUUUUCAUAUUCUAUAAUUAUUACCAAAACUAGUCACUUAGGUUUCUUUAAUAACUCACCUCUUGUUAGAGAACCUAAAUUUGUAAACAGAUUUGAAUUUAUUUGUUUUGAUCAUUGGCUAACACUUCAGAUCAAACAAGAUAUUAAACAUACAUUAUGCAAGAGCUAAAUCUGUCUAUUGCAGGUCUUUAUGCCAGAAAGUUAUGUAAUUAUUAAUUAGACAUACAUGUAUAUUAACCUAUUCAAACCAUAAUCAACUCUAGAUGGCAUCGCUAGCAUGCGAUCUUUAGUGAAUUAUGAGCCGAUUUACUGCAUAACUUUCCUUCAUGAUUUAACGAUUAAAUGGAUACUGUUUAUCGUACUGACUUUAGUAAUGAAGAUCGAGUCUAGGCGGAAAUUUCAAUCGCUUAGUUCUCAGUUCAUAGUUAAGUUUUUAACUAUUAUAGUGAGAACUACUAACUCGUUAUCGAAUCUCCAAUAAUGUAUCUUUAAUAUAUUAUAGCAUUUAAAGUGUGACACAACAUACAUUAUUACAAUUAUGGCAUCCAAUAGCUACAGUGAUUCUGACAACAAAUAGCUACACAUCUAGAGAGAAUCUGCUUAAUAAGCCCUACCCAACUUUUUUCCGGCGUGGUUCCCCCUUGUCAGUGAUGCAGGACGGAGGGCCUGACAAGGACAACUGUCUAGCCCUUCAGAUGAGACGAAAAACCGAGGUCCCGUGUAUACAUUGGAAUGCAUGUAAAAGAUCCCUUGGCUGUUGGAAUUCGAUAUAAGAGUAGGCGAUAGUGCCGCUGCCCGGGCAAAAUAUCCCUCAUAGCACACUGUAUGGCAUAUAACUGUCUUCAUUAGCCCAGCAUUGAGCAGAACAGUAGGACGUUAAACCCCAUUUCACUUCAUUUCAUUUACUACCCAACUUGACUCCAUGCUUUGCACAGUUGUGAAGCGUUAAACAUGUUUGGUUAAAACAUUUAUUAACUCCCCUGGUACUUCACUGGUCAAUCAAUGCAUAGGUGAUUAGCUAUGAAGCAAUUAGUUUAGUAUAAUAAGGUUCACAUAAUAUUUCUUUUGAUAAAAAUAAAGUGUAUGUAAAAAAUAUGAUAUUUCCCCUCUUUAUUGUAACUAUCUGACUUACCGUUAAUCAAAAUUAGUCCUAUUUAUUGGAUAAAUGCACAUAUAGUAAACACAUAAAAAUGACAUGCGCUUAAAGGUGUUUAAUUUAAUCUAUUCAUAAUUAAUCGAGAUAUAUUAGAUUUUCCCACAGGGUAUAUAUAUGACAUCACAGCGGUCAAAUGUUUAUUGAAUUAUGUUCUGCUCUACACCAAUAUACAUUACAUUAUACAAAAACUAGCUGGUGUAAUGUGUACCAGUUUUAAAAGGUUUGGUUCUUUAUUCAAAUGUUGAGCUGGGCGAUAUUUCUGAUUUUCGAACAUACUCCGAUAUGUCCCGGUUUUCAUUUUUCUGGAUGAUAUGUAGCGUAAAUAUUCAAAACUGGUUUUGUUUUUAUGUUAUUUAACAUAUUUUACUACUUAAUGAUGAAUAAAUAGUCAUAAAUAAUGUUAAAAACUCCAGGGAAUUCAUUCCAUGACGUUUUCAAACACUGCAGUUCACCACCUGAAUGGUAACAAGAUAUAACAAUGAAAGAUACAAAAACCUCAUUCUGCACAACGAGGAUCUACUUGAAGAAAUAAAAUAACCGUACUAAAAUCUCGAAAAAUAACGGCAAGUAGGAGUGAAGUAGCGCCUAUGGGUUGGAUAGGUUAAAUCUACUUGUUAAGGCCAGAUCAAUUUUCGUCAUGGUCGCUGAGAUGUAAAUAAUGUGUGAUUAUUGGCGAGAUUGUAGGUUAGGGUUAGGGUAAG
This is a messenger RNA of Patella vulgata (common limpet), 3674 nucleotides long. Its product is annotated as glucoside xylosyltransferase 1. The record is from RefSeq and is a predicted model, not a curated record. The transcript has a single exon. Gene Ontology annotation, molecular function: UDP-xylosyltransferase activity. Bases 215 to 1594 code for a protein of 459 amino acids. Lineage: Eukaryota; Metazoa; Mollusca; Gastropoda; Patellidae. Gene Ontology annotation, biological process: protein O-linked glycosylation via N-acetylgalactosamine.